Molecule: messenger RNA, 1305 nt
Organism: Gilbertella persicaria
Lineage: Eukaryota; Fungi; Mucoromycota; Mucoromycetes; Mucorales; Choanephoraceae
Product: Endonuclease/exonuclease/phosphatase
Exons: 1
Coding region: 1-1305 (434 amino acids)
Molecular function (GO): catalytic activity
Source: RefSeq, a predicted model, not a curated record
AUGAGGAAACUCAGCAUAGCUUGUGUAAAUGCCAAUGGUAAACUUCGUCAAGAAGCCAUUGACUCUAUUUUAUAUUACUGUAAAAACAUCGAUAUCCUUUUUAUAACAGAGACCUGGCUCCCUCCAGAUAAAACUAUACCCACCCAUUGGCAACAGUAUCAUAUUUAUGGCGAACCAGUCGUAAAUUCUGACCGUUGUCAAAUGGGCAUUUCACUCUUUAUUAACCCUCUCUUUAAAUAUAGCAAAAUACAUGUAGACACACAAAAAUCAAAACACUUUAUGACUUGUCAUUUAGACAAUCUAAAAAUUCACUGUGUCUAUUUACCCCCCUCACCUUCUUUAGAUAAUGCAACAACUAUGCAGAUUCUUGAAUCUAUUACACUCACUCCCAACACAAUUCUCUGCGGUGAUUUCAAUGCCCGCAUGGGUAAGCGUACUGGGGAUAGUCGAUGGAAUACUCGAGGCAACAAAUUCUCCGCCUAUUUAGAUACCCACUCACUCAUUGACUAUAAUUCACUCCUUCAAUAUGCCAAGCCAACUCGAGUGGUUUACAAAGAAAGAUCCAACACUACUGAAACGAGCAUUGUUGAUUAUUUCAUUUCACAAUCCACUCUUGUACAGCCAAAAUUAGACAUUAGAACUGACCUAUCGGUUCUUGGAUCUGAUCACAAGCUCAUGAUUUUCUCCUUUGUUUGGAUAGACCAUGACGUGCGUGAUGAUACCCCUCCAGAGCCUUUACGGAACAGAUGGAAGCUUAGUAGACUUGCAGAAAUGCCUGUUCGAACAGCCUACAUUCAGACUAUGCAACAACAAUUUUACAGCAAAAAUAUCAAUCACCUCACUCGUCGAUUUGCAGAUUUCUUAGCUCAAACCCAUUCCACUCCUUUUACCGAUGACGAUAAACAGGCUAAUGCCGAUACUAUUGAACACCUAUGCCAAUUACUAUAUGAAUCCAUUUAUUAUGCCUUGGACACUAUCCUUACACCUGCUACUCCUCGCCCAAAAACUUGGAAAUGGUUUUGGAAUCCAAAACUACAAGAGACAGCCAACCUCCGCCAGGCCUGUUAUACUCGCUGGCGCAAGUCGACUGGUAUACAGAAGCCUGUGUGGUGGCAAAAAUUCAAACAGACAGAUCACAAAUUGAAAACAGAAGUCCGCCAUGCAAGAGCGCUCGCCUACUAUAAAUUUUGCUCUGAUCUUAACAGCGACCCAAUAGCCGCUAUGCCUACUAUAAAGAGAAUUGUCCAGUCCAAGACUCGAAGCAAGCAUCGAUAUAGCAGUGCAGAAGGCCCUCAAAAGGCAUAA